CGUCGUCUGGCAGCAUUUGACUCAAGAAUGAAAGAGAAACAGAGAGAGAGGUUCCAUCUGGUUUUGGUGGCUAAUCUCUAAUGGCUGCUUCAACCAUCAACCUAUCUCUACUUUCUCAAACCUUCUCCUCCCUUCAAAUCCACCCUUUGCUCACCAAACCCUCCCUCCAAUUUCCCCUUCAAAACCCUCCUCUCAUACUCAAACCCCACCUCAGGAUCCAAUCCCAGAAAUCCCACAUCACAAAUCCCCAAACCAAGCAACCAAUUCACGAUAAUUCCUAUCCUGAUGACGAUGGAGUCCCAAUUGAACACGUGAAAAUGCUAGUCAAAUUCAAGUCACGCCACAAUUACAUACGGAUUCUUGAAGUUUCAAGAAAAGCAGACCAUCCACUAGCAGGGUCCAGACUGCUUUUGCUUGAUGCUCCUGGCAAUAUCCACAGCAUAUCUUACUUGUUCAAAUCACUGACCAAUGCUUAUUUUGAUGUUUUUGCGACAAUCCCACCAAUCAUUCCUCCUGGACCAAUUGGAAUUCUUGGUUUUGGGGCAGGUUCAGCAGCUAGGAUUCUUCUGGAAAUGUACCCACAAGUAGCUAUUCACGGUUGGGAGCUGGACCCUUCAGUAAUUUCAGUCGGGAGGCAAUAUUUUGGGCUGGAAAAGCUUGAAAAAGAUCAUCAAGAUCGGCUGUUUAUUUACAUUGGGAAUGCUUUAAAUGCUAGUUUGAGAGAUGGGUUUUCAGGGAUUUUGGUUGAUUUGUUCAGUAAAGGGUGCGUGAUACCUGAACUUCAAGCUCCACAAACAUGGGAGAAGCUGAAGGGAUGCUUGAGAGAAGGUGGGAGAAUAAUGGUGAAUGUUGGUGGGAGCUGUGUUGAGCCAGAUGAUAUCAGAAAAGAUGGGAAAGUGAUAAUGGAAGAGACUUUGGAGGCUAUGAAUAAGGCGUUUCCUGGUGAGGUUUUUGUGCUGAAUCUUGGAAAUAGAAAGGAUGAUAGCACAGUUGCACUUACUGGUAAAUUGCCUAAUUUGGUUGAGUGGAAAAAAGCAGUUCCAAGGCCUUUGAAGUUUUAUAUUGAAAUGUGGAAACCCUAUAGAGCUUAAUUUGAUUUUUUUUUUUGUUAAUUUUCUUCUAAUAGAUUUGUACUGGCAUUUGGAAUCAAUGAUUUUUGUAGAGAUGAAAUGUAGUACCAUCGUUGAGUAUGAAAGAGGUUGGAAUGUGAUUUUUGUGCCAGAUUUUAGUGCA
Messenger RNA from Coffea eugenioides, 1233 nucleotides. RefSeq lists its product as uncharacterized. The transcript has a single exon. Lineage: Eukaryota; Viridiplantae; Streptophyta; Magnoliopsida; Gentianales; Rubiaceae. The record is from RefSeq and is a predicted model, not a curated record. The coding region runs from base 81 to 1091 and encodes 336 amino acids.